AUGUUUAGCGACUCUCUUCUGAAAUGCUGGCUAGCAACAUUGGACGGCGCCACAGAAACCGCUUCAGACCACUGUGUCCCCCUCUGGUUCCACCUUCAGUACGUUUUUCUUCAGCCCUCCAGCGCUCCUAUCGCUACUGAUCUCCAAAAAGAUCAGUGCAAAGUUUUGCUUGAAUUCAUGGAACAUGGUCCAAUAGGCGAAUUCCAUGCCCGUUGGCGUCUCUUGGCUGCCCUUCACAGCGCUCUGGCCAUCUGGCCUGGUCUCCCAGACACUCAGCGAGUGGCGGCUCGAAAGUUAGUAGGAAAUGUCAUUUGGUUCUACGGCCAGUUUAUCCCUCACGUGGAUGAGUUCCUAUUUGAUCAACAAAAGCCCAUUCGUGAGGCGAUAAAGAACUUUAUAUCUAUUAUGAAGUGGGGUGAUUAUAUCAGCUUUUGGACUAUGAAGGAAAAUGUUGAUCGAUGCAAGCGUACCAUCCAUAAGCAUGUACGUACCUGGGAGGGCAUUCUGCGUCAGUCAGUGAAACCCAUUUUUGAAGCUUCGGUAAAGACGUCGAUCGACGUCCCAAUCUCCGACGCUGCACUUUCUGCUCUGGGAACUGUACAGAUGGCUAAUGGUCAAGGCUGUGCCAUUUUCCAGCUCUCAACUGAGUUACAGAAGUGGUUGUCUGAGAUGGGAGGCGAAAGAGAGCUACCUAUUAAUAUUAGGCGUCUACCCGUCUUGAUAAAACGUUUCAAAAGUCAUGUUUCCCAAAUUGCCAGAAAAGCUCCCUGUCUUUCAUGGGUGCAGCAAAUACGAGCUUGUCUAGGAGACUGGAUGCUGCGUGUCAGGGAGUUGUCGCGGUCCACACAACAACUUGACCUCGAACCUCCAUCUCAGUCAGCUCUAACUUUAGUUCUGAAAGAGAAGCAAGGUGUUAGCCAACCUAGCAAGGGCAAAUUCGCAAAAAUAGACGAAGUGGAA
This is a messenger RNA of Hydatigera taeniaeformis, 960 nucleotides long. Lineage: Eukaryota; Metazoa; Platyhelminthes; Cestoda; Cyclophyllidea; Taeniidae. The record is from the annotation of a GenBank genome assembly.